Messenger RNA from Paramecium sonneborni, 1078 nucleotides. NCBI's taxonomy places the organism in Eukaryota, Ciliophora, Oligohymenophorea, Peniculida, Parameciidae. The record is from the annotation of a GenBank genome assembly.
AUGAAAAAAGUUGUUGCAUAUUUAUAUUUAAGAGAAAACUAUUCUGAUAUUAAAUAAUGUAGGUCAUUUAGUCAGAAAAGAAUUAUUAGAUAUGGUUAAUCAGAGGAACCAAUCAAAUAGUAGAAUGUUAAAGUUAAUUCAAAAAAAUCAGGUAUUAUAGGAAAUUAAAAAUACAUUCCAGUCCAUUAUGAUUGGAAAUCAAAUUAGGAAGAUCUUAAAAUUGAUUAAAUAUAUGAAAACUAAUUGGAGAAGCAUUUUAAAACAAAAGAAAUAUCAUAAGAUUAUUAAGAUAAAAUAGAAUUCAUGAAACAAUAUAUAUAAAAAAUAAAUGGAAUGUAUGAAACUUAAAAUAAGACUGAAGCAAUCAAAAGUAUUAGAGCAUUACAUAAAAAAAAUAGAGAUGACCUUAAAUCAUAUGUAAAAUAUAAAGGAUAAAGAUUUUUUGAAAUUUUACCUCUUUUAAAGAAGAGAAACUCAACAGUAAUUGAAGAAUUAAAAUGUUUUAAGCCUAUUUGUAAUUUAGAAUUAAAUUAAAAAGAGAAAUACUAAGAUGAAUUAUUUAAACAUUUAAAUAAAAAAUAAGAUUCUAAAUAUGAGAAUGAUUAAAAAUAACCAAAUAAUUUAUGUAUUGAUUAUAAGGAUAUAAAUAAAAUUUCACCAAAUAUAAGAAGGACUUUUAGUCAAUAAGAUGUCAUAAUUUCAGAGGCUACUAAUUUUAAUAAAAAUAAUUACUUAUUUGAGAUUAAAAAUACAAAUAAUUCUUAAGAAUAAAUAAAAACUUAUACUCGAAACAAUGAAGAUGUGAAAGAAUAGUCAAAUUUUUAAUAGGAUCUUAAGUAAUAUGUUUCUAAACAUAUUAAUACAAGUGGUUCUUGUGAGAUCUCUGCAAUCAAUAUUUCUUAAAUGUAACAGGUAAUAUUUUAUCCAUUAUGAGAGUUAUUUUAAUGAAAAGUUAAAAGAAUUAAAAAGGAUGACCAAAAAGUUUUAAUUCAAAACAUUUAGAUAAUAUACUGAAUCACCAAAAAUAAAAAAUUCUGUAUUUUAGACAACAGCUACAUCUUAAUAAUUUAAAUUUUGA